This is a messenger RNA of Amaranthus tricolor (Joseph's coat), 841 nucleotides long. Its product is annotated as mavicyanin-like. NCBI's taxonomy places the organism in Eukaryota, Viridiplantae, Streptophyta, Magnoliopsida, Caryophyllales, Amaranthaceae. The record is from RefSeq and is a predicted model, not a curated record. The transcript is spliced from 3 exons. The coding region runs from base 135 to 692 and encodes 185 amino acids. Gene Ontology annotation, molecular function: electron transfer activity. Gene Ontology annotation, cellular component: plasma membrane.
CAGAUAUCUCUUUUUGGUUAAAGAUAUUAACCAAACAAAUGAUGGAUGAAGGAUAUCAACCAGACCUGAUUCAUUAUUGACAGCUUUGAUGUGAAUCCGGGAGGAUCCUUUUGAAUCGAGACCUAUGCUCUGUUAUGGCAAACCGUCGUCUGCUUGGAGUUUUCGGUGUACUGAUUUGUCUUAUCGUUGCAUGCGGAGCAACCACGUAUAUGGUUGGUGACACAGCUGGUUGGGAUAUUAGUAGCGAUCUUGAUUCGUGGGCGGCCGAAAAGAGAUUUGUAGUUGGUGAUGUACUUGUAUUUCAAUACUCAUCAUCAGGAGAUAGUGUAUGUGAGCUCACAAAACAAGAAUUUACACGUUGCGACACCAAUAAUGCUGCCCGAAGAAGCACUUCAGGAAACACAACCUUCACCUUGACAAAGCCAGGAGACCGAUACUUUGCUUGUUGCAACCAACUUUACUGCCUCGGAGGGAUGAAGCUCCAGGUACAUGUAGAAUCAAACUCGACGAAUGCUUCACCGGUGGGAGCACCUGUAGCAGCACCGGGGCCUGUAGGUUUACUCCCAAGAACUUCUAAGAGCAAUAACCCUGUUCUUUCCUCUUCGGCUGAGUUUGUCAAAGUUGGCAAUCCUUUCGUUCUAUUUUUUCUUGGUUUUCUCUGCUACUCGAUUCUCGGUAAUGGUAUCGUUUGAUUAUUCUUGACCAUGGAAAUAUGAUUGAUAAAAUAGUUUCAGUUUGUUGAUUUUAUCAAUAUACAUAUGUUAAGAUGUAUUUGACGCAUUCUUUGUACUAAAACAUGAGCUAUUGACAAGAAAUAUACAUUAUCUUGCAUUCUUCUCCU